This is a messenger RNA of Lichtheimia ornata, 558 nucleotides long. RefSeq lists its product as uncharacterized. NCBI's taxonomy places the organism in Eukaryota, Fungi, Mucoromycota, Mucoromycetes, Mucorales, Lichtheimiaceae. The record is from RefSeq and is a predicted model, not a curated record. The transcript has 3 exons. Bases 1 to 558 code for a protein of 185 amino acids.
AUGAGUAGUGCAAACCACAGCAGUGAUAUCCCUCAAUUUGUCGUUAUUCGUGAUCAAGUCCACAACACCUACAAACAUCCCAUUGUCCAUUACGUCUUUGAGGAUGAGCCGUUUCCAGAGGUCACCAAGGAGAAUCUCAUUCUUGUCGAUUUGGACGACAAUGCUCAACUAAGCGAAAUCGAUAGUUACAGCCCACACUUUCAAGUUAUCGAUUGUCGACUAGACCACAAUAGUACAGUGUAUGAUCAAUUUGAUGGUGCCCAUGAUGGUACAGGCUUGAUGACCAUUGAAGGUGUGUCUGCACCGAAAGCAAAUGAAGCUAUUGAAAGCCUGCAGCCUGUAAGGAAUCUUGACAACUUGCGAGAAACCAUCUUCAACUUUAAGACAAGAAAUGAAAUGGUCAAGCGUGUCUUUGCAUCGUCGUCAUCAUCACCAUUCUCCUCUUCCUCACAGCAACAACAACAACAACAGCAACAACAACCCCGUCCAUCUUCCGCAGCUGCUACAGCAUCUUCUAUAUCAUCAUCAUUUGAGUGCCAUUCUCCAAAUCGAUCAUAA